UACACGCUGGGCCAGGAGCUGGGCACGGGCGCGAUGUCCGUCGUGCGCAUGGCCGAGCACAAGCACAGCGGGCGGCGGCUCGCGGUCAAGUGCAUCGCCAAGGAGCCGCUGAACCUGGACGACGAGGCGGCCCUGCUCCAGGAGGUGAACAUCCUGCAGAAGCUGGACCACCCGAACAUCGUGAAGCUGCACGCGUUCUUCGACGAGCCGACGAUGUUCUAUCUGGUGAUGGACCUCAUCGAGGGCGGCGAGCUCUUCGAGCGCAUCGCCCAGAAGGAGUUCUACAGCGAGAAGGAGGCGCGGGACCUGAUCCUGAUCCUGCUCCAGACGAUCAAGUACUGCCACGACCUGGGCAUCGUGCACCGCGACCUCAAGCCCGAGAACUUGCUGUGCGUGUCGUACGACGACGACUCGUCGAUCAAGCUCUGCGACUUCGGGUUCGCGGCGAAGCUCACGGGCACGCGGAGCCUCCACCAGCUCUGCGGCACGCCGGGCUACGUCGCGCCGGAGAUCCUGAACCGCCAGCCCUACGGCAAGGAGGUCGACAUGUGGUCCAUCGGCGUGCUGACGUACAUUUUGCUCGGCGGCUACCCGCCCUUCUACGACGACGACCACGAGCAGCUCUACGAGCGCAUCAAGGCCGGCGUCUACGAGUUCCACGACGACUUCUGGUGCAAGAUCUCCUACGAGGCCAAGGACUUCAUCAACGCGCUCCUCACCGUGGACCCGGACGCGCGCGGCGCGGCGAGCGACGUGCUCCAGCACCCCUGGAUCAUCCAGGACGGCGAGAACAUCAAGGGCACGUCCCUCCAGUCGAACCUGAAGGAGCUCAAGCAGUUCCAGGCGAAGAAGCGCUUC
Aureococcus anophagefferens is the source of this 858-nucleotide messenger RNA. RefSeq lists its product as hypothetical. The annotation marks the transcript as partial. Lineage: Eukaryota; Pelagophyceae; Pelagomonadales; Pelagomonadaceae. Gene Ontology annotation, biological process: protein phosphorylation. The record is from RefSeq and is a predicted model, not a curated record. Gene Ontology annotation, molecular function: ATP binding; protein kinase activity. The transcript has a single exon.